ACAGGAGAUCUUCACCGCAGCCCAACCUGACAUGUCGCUUCGUUUCGGUUUGGACCUCGGUUCGUCACCGAAAUUUUCUGUUGCUUCGUUCUCGUCCCGAUCUCGGACUACUGGUUUAAACCCUAGAAAGCCACGGGAAGUAUAAACCUCGUUCUGCAAUCGAUGAAUCCAUAGGUCUCAGAUCGCACUCCGGAUCUGCAGCGAUCGAGACCUCGGCCGCUCCCAUCGUGUUGCCGGUCCCUUGAUGCCCUCCCCUCCCUCAGGCAUGGCUUGGAAACUUCGGUUCUUCGGGUUUCCCGGCUUGAUCUGCGCGUGCCUUUCCAUCUCCGUGGCUUCCGUCAUCAGGCCGGUCUCCGACGCGCACCGUUCCGCAGCAUUGGAGCUUUUUGUGCCCGUCGACGGAUCAUUUCGAAGCUUGGAAGAAGCUUAUCAAGCAUUGAGAACUUUCCAGAUUCUGGGGCUAGAGAGAACCUAUGACAUAAGUCAUGCAACAUGUCCAAUUAUUUCAGAGAUACUUGGAUCAUCUUCUAAGCCCGAGGAUCUCUUCCAUGCACUUAGGGUGAAUAGCAUUUUAGGAUGCCAGAUUGGCACUCAAAUCUUUGAGGAUGUUGCUUCAAGACUUCUUGUUGGUAUAAAGGAAGCAAACUCAUUGAUGGAUUUCUACUAUUCUGUCCUUAGCUUGUUUUAUAUCAAGCAACAAGGUUCUAGCAUUGUCUUGUUAGAUGCUGAUGUUAUCUUUGAUUCCAUAAAGGCACAUGGUCAAAGUGAUGGAAGAUAUCGCUAUGAUUCCGAUAAUUCUGAACCUAGUACUCAUGCUGCUGGGAUAGCACUUGAGACACUUGCAGGUGUUCUUUCAUUGGCUGAUUCAGACAUGGAUCAAUCUAAGAUUGAAGUUGUAAAGAAUGACAUUGUGAAGCUAUUUGAUAGCAUUAAAAGUUAUGAUGAUGGAACCCUAUACUUCGAUGAGAAGCGUAUUGGUGAUACAGAAUAUAGGGGCCCUCUUGCAACCACAGCUUCAGUUGUGCAUGGUGUUACUGCCUUUGCAGCCAUUGUCUCUGGGAAAUUGGAAAUUAAUGGGGAUAAAAUGGCAGGCUUGGAAAAAUUCUUUCUCAGCAUAGGAAUUCCUGGGAGAACCGAUGAUAUAUAUAUUCAGUUGGAGUCCUUGUCAUGCUUGGAAAACAACAGGAUAUCUAUACCUCUAAUUCUUUCAUUUCCUGCUGCUGUGCUUUCAUUAAGCUCAAAGGACCAUCUUAAGGCUGACGUGACAACAGUGUUUGGUUCAGCUGCACCUCCUCUAACAGUGAAUUUGGUGCAAGUUUUCAGUCUUGAUUCAGAAGAUGUUCCAAUCCUAGAGAACAAGGAGCUUCAAUUUGACCCAGAAAACAGCAUUCAUUACCUGGAUCUCCUUCCACUAAAAGUAGAUGUUGGAAAAUAUAUUCUGUUUUUUGAGAUUUCCCUUCAUGAUCCUGACCACUUGAACAUUUAUGCUACUGGCGGGCGCAUCAAAGCAUUUUUCUUUUUUACUGGAAUCAUUAAAGCUGACAAGGCUGCAGUUGGAAUAUUUGAUACUGACGCUGAAAAUGCAGUGGCCUUGCAAAAGUUAGAUUUAUCAAGAGACAACACAGUUUCGCUAGCAGCAAAUCAUUUAAAGAAGAUGCACCUGAAUUUCCAGCUUUUAACUCCUCUUGGUCAUACUUUUAAGCCACACCAGGUGUUUCUAAAAUUGAGGCACGAAAGCAAAGUUGAGCACAUUUUUGCUUUGGAGAGCUCUGCAGGAAAAUAUAAAGUUUUACUAGACUUCCUUGGUUUGGUGGAGAAGUUUUAUUACCUUUCUGGCAGAUACGACAUUAAACUUGCUGUUGGUGAUGCUGCAAUGGAGAAUUCAUUUCUUCGUGCCAUUGGCCACAUUGACUUAGAUUUACCAGAAUCACCCGAGAAAGCAGCACGCCCUCCACCACAACCCAUUGAUCCUUAUUUGAGAUUUGUGCCAAAGCAGGAGAUAUCACACAUCUUCACGGCACCAGAGAAGAGACCUCCAGAGGAGCUGUCUUCUGCAUUUUUGGUUCUUACACUUCUACCACUUGUAGGAUUUCUGAUAGGGCUGUUGCAUCUUGGAGUGAACCUAAAAGGCUUCCCUUCCUCAUCUGUGCCUGCCUUUUGCUCUAUACUCUUCCAUGGUGGCAUCGGUGCCAUAUUGUUGCUCUACGUGUUCUUUUGGUUAAAGUUGGAUCUCUUCACAACUCUGGAGGCUCUCGGUCUUCUUGGGGUUUUUCUAAUCUUCGUGGGUCAUAGGACUCUUUCCCAUCAUGCUUCAACACCAACUAAGCUGAAGACUACAUGAAAGGAUAUCGAAACUGUAGCCUCCAUUUUGUAGUUUUCAUCAGCUUUUAACUUUGGACAGCGAUUCCACUUCACUGAGACAAAACAUGAAAUCUUCAGCAUUUCAACAGGGUUAACACAUAGUUAUGGACUGACUGGAAUUAUUGAGAGUAGAUUGAUUUGAGUGAUCAAAGACUUGUCAAAUACUUGAUGCAAUUGCUUGUUAGGAAAGCUGAGAUGGCUUACAAAAAGAAUGCUUGCAAAAUGCACAGUUACGCCCCUCUAAGUAGUUCAAAUGUUGAUUCUGUAGUCUUCCUUUUCUUUUACAAGAAUUUUCUUAAAUUAUAAGAACCUUGAUUAAGACUCUUUCUA
Messenger RNA from Musa acuminata AAA Group (dessert banana), 2691 nucleotides. Its product is annotated as dolichyl-diphosphooligosaccharide--protein glycosyltransferase subunit 2-like. Gene Ontology annotation, cellular component: oligosaccharyltransferase complex; membrane. The transcript has 19 exons. Gene Ontology annotation, biological process: protein N-linked glycosylation. Lineage: Eukaryota; Viridiplantae; Streptophyta; Magnoliopsida; Zingiberales; Musaceae. The coding region runs from base 245 to 2341 and encodes 698 amino acids. The record is from RefSeq and is a predicted model, not a curated record.